Messenger RNA from Metarhizium album ARSEF 1941, 1005 nucleotides. RefSeq lists its product as uncharacterized. Bases 1 to 1005 code for a protein of 334 amino acids. The transcript has a single exon. Lineage: Eukaryota; Fungi; Ascomycota; Sordariomycetes; Hypocreales; Clavicipitaceae. The record is from RefSeq and is a predicted model, not a curated record.
AUGGCGGCUCCACAGUGUUGUGGUGACUCAAAGAGCGACGAGUGUGCACAAAGACAAGGUCGCUACCAAAUGGCAACAUUUGCCGAGUUACCUGCUGAGCUUCGACUCAAGAUUUGGUCCUGCGCUGUGGAACCUCGGGUUGUCAUCUUGGACGACCUGGUUCACCAGAAGCAGGCAUAUCAACUGCCUUCGGUCACGCAAUUGAAUGCGGAAGCCCGCGCGGAGACUCGCCGAGGCUAUGAACCAGUUGGGCGCGGGUCAUGUUUUCACUUUUCACGAGACAUAUUGGUUUGUGACGCCAAUAUUUCGGACCAGAGUCCAAAUACGCCACUGGAGGAGCUGGCGUUGCGCGUGCAACGGCUCGCCUUCUGGGACUGCUUUCCCGACGAUGGUCGCAUAGACGGCCUGUGCCAUUACUCGCAGUACCUUGCACGAUGCUACCCCGGCGGGCACGACGGCAAAAUCGAGUUUGACAAGUUUUGGUUUCCAAAUCUGCGAGAUCUCUGGAUCGUCAAGGUCGGCGAGGUAGAUCGGUCUUGGAUGGUGGGUGUCGAUCAGGACGUGCCGUGCGAGGUUCGUCUUCGGAAAACGGCACGACAGUUUCGAUACUGGGUCGAUGACAACAUCGUUGAAAUUGCGCCACUGGACUUGAACGAAGCAGAGACCAAGCUGAUCCUGCGGGAGGGGAGAUGCGGCAAAGUAGAUUGCCAAGAGCUGAACCACGGCCGGCAGAGAAUGGUGUCGAAAAUCGUCUUUGUCGAUGGCAAGUACAACACCGACAGGCAAGACGACAAGGCAAACAAGUGGAAGCGCAUUUGCCCUUGGUCCACCACUCUCGAGCAAGGGAGUACGGAGAGCGAUGCAUCUGCCAACCGAACGAGGUGGAUCAUGGUUGAGCGCAUUCUGACAUUUUCACUACGAUGGCAUGGUUCUGAAGAGUUGGACAAGCCGUCAUCUGAUCAUCGACGUGUACGCCACGUGCAGGGGGCGAUCAAGCCCGUGUGA